Molecule: messenger RNA, 2271 nt
Organism: Aphanomyces astaci
Lineage: Eukaryota; Oomycota; Saprolegniomycetes; Saprolegniales; Verrucalvaceae
Exons: 3
Coding region: 1-2271 (756 amino acids)
Molecular function (GO): nucleic acid binding
Source: RefSeq, a predicted model, not a curated record
AUGUCUGCCGCGUUUGAGUCCUCACAGCCUCGACCGGUCGUAUAUUUGGAUGAAUCCUACAUCCAUCACCAUUACGCGCGCCAUAAUGACAGCAUUUACCACCCUGAUGACGCCUACGCCUCCAAGCCAAGACACAAGAGACGGAGACUGUGCUUCAUUGCUGCCAUCAUGGCAGAUGGCCGUGACAACUCGAAACUCUUGACCUACGAAGCGUUUGAAGGUUCACGUAAGCAGCCCAAGGACUACCACGCCAUGUUCAACGAUACCUAUUUUGUGGUUUGGUUCCGGCGCCUCCUCGAUGACGUUGAAGCUCUGGGAAAGUCAAACGCGAUCAUCGUUUUAGAUAAUGCGAAAUAUCAUAAAGGCCUACCUGAUGAUACGCCUAAGGGAUCGUGGACGAAGAUGAUGGAAGCUUGUGUGGCGCUUGGAAUUCCAACUGAGCCCAGGGAAUAUCGUUCAACGCUAUGGACCAAACUCAAGAAACACGUCGCAGACAACGUCGUACCUGUCAUCGUGAAGAUGGCGACGGACCGCGGCCAUGACGUCGUCUUCACGCCGCCGUAUCACUCCGACAUGCAAUCUAUUGAAAUGGUUUGGUCGUAUAUCAAAGGUGGUGUUGGUCGUCAAUACAAUACCUCCACCAAGUUCUCCGACGUCCGCGAGAGGCUGGAUCGUGAAUUCGAUCGCCUUCCAAGCAGUGUGAUCUACGAUUGCAUUUGUCAUACGACGCGUAAGGUUGUGGACCUGUCAGCGUACCUACAGUCUUUGGACGACGUCGACGACGCCGCGGGAUCGUGCUUUUCGUCGGACAGCGAGAGCGACAGCGAUGGCGACAGUUGUGGCGAUUGUGACUUGGCUGAUUACGACGCGCGACGACCCUCAACUGGCCGUCCAGUGUUCAAGAACUGGGCCAAGAAGCGCCCCAAGCAACACAAGAACACCGUAGCUGACUACCGUGAGCGCAAGGCUGCAAUUGAUCAUUACGAGUUGUUUGGGGUGCAGUCUACCCUCGACUCCAUGUACGGCAGGUUGGCCCCAGAUGCCCGUGAGACUAAGCGUAAGCUAAUCUACUCCUGGGUUGCUAAUCAUCCACUCAUUGAACGCAUGGCAUCGAACCCACGAACUGCAACGAUGAAAUGUCGGCGCGACCUUGGAACCGGGACGACGUUGACUGCCGAAGCCAAGGAGCAGCUUGUCCAGUGGGCCAAGGGGAUGAGAGCGAAUGGCGUACCGGUGACUUACAGCAUGCUUCGCAUCAUGGCGUUGGAAGCCGCAAUUGACCUUGGGCUCAGCGAGGACGAGUUUCGUGCUGCGUGGCACUGGACUCCGGAAGAUGGUCUUGAGGUCUUGGAUGACUUUGCGAAGCGCGUCCAAGAGAUCGUAGCUCGCGAGGGCAUCGACAUUAUCUACAACGCUGACCAAACGGCGACCAACUACGAAUACCUCCCAACCAAAACGUUGAACAAGAAGGGCGAGAAUACCGUGUGGAUCAAGUGGGGGGGCAAGACCAAAGACCGCAUGACUGCCAUGCUUUUGGCAGACAAUUCAGGCACGAAGCAUCCCUUGUUCUUGAUUCUACGCACGUCCAAGUCAAAGAUCAAAGCAGUCAUUCAAGAGAACCUAACCACUCGACAGGGAUUUGGCAAGCGCCUGUGGGAGUCCGAUGAACCGAUGCAAGCUGCGAACGGAGUUGUGAUCCAUGGCAACCCUACGGCGUGGUGGAACGCGUCUAUCUCAAUGCAGUUCCUGAAGUACUAUUUCAGCGAGCGGCACGAUCGUGCGACCAAGAAGGUGUUGCUUAUUUGGGACGACUUAUCAGCGCAUUUUACUGACGAGGUGACGGCCUACGCAAAAGAGUUAAACGUCGUGUUGGAGCGUGUUCCUCCAAACUACACGUGGAUAUGCCAACCUGCUGAUAUCGCGUGGAAUCGACCCUUGAAGGCGCGCCUACGACAAAACUGGCUUGACAUGAUCCGUCGACAGCUGCUCCGGGCCAAGCAGCGUGGUACCGUUUUCAUGCUGGUCCCUCCGUCGCGUGACACCAUUGUGUCUUGGGUGUCGGGUGCAUGGGCUGACACUGAUGCAACUACCAUCAUUAAUGGUUUCAAGAAGUGCCGCCUCGUGGAUGGAGUACAUAUGGGAGAAGUUGUUGGUGAAGGUGUUGUCGAGGACGAUGUGCUGGCUGCCCUGAUUGCGACGUGCGCGAUUGAAGAAACCAUUGACCCGGUGAUGGACUUCAGCACUGCGGAUGCAGCUGAUGUUUCAGCAUAA